ACAUACUUAAAAACGAAAGAAUUGUUACUCCACAAAGCAGACGUAAUAAGAAAAAGGAAAAAAGCGAACGCCAUUUUAGAGUGACAGUCACCGGUAAUUGAAGCAGUAUAAGAUUAAUUAAUUGUAAUGGAUAGAAGAUGUGGAAACCAGAUAUUUAAAUCCAUAUUGAAGUGCAGUUGCUCUGAUUCAGACUCUAUGUCACAUGAUGAUGCCAAGAAGAAUAUGAAUCAAAACUCAGAUAGUACUCAGAGUUGUAAUGUGAUUUCAAAGCUUCUGCUUCCAAAAGAUUUGAUGUUUGAUAUCUUCAGUUUCAUUCCUCUUAAUUGUCUGCUUAAGUAUGCAAGGUAUGUUUGCAAAUCUUGGGCUGCUAUUAUUAGCAGUUCUGAGUUUGCUGAAGUGUAUGAACUUCACCGUGCACGAUUUAAACCUGGUCUUUAUGUUGAAAAUUGCAUUGAACAAAGUAGUUCUUAUUUCAUGGAUAUUAAUGGUGUGAAUGGCCAAUUUGAAAUGAUUGAUUUUGGAACACCUUCAAAAAUGGGAAAUGUAAUCAGUACUUGUGAUGGCAUAUUGCUGCUUACGAAUAUUUGUAGGCAAAUUAUCAUUGCAAACCCCAUCCUCAAGUGCUGGCUUAGAAUUCCUCCUAUUCCCAAUUCUCAGAAACCUGUAGUAAUUUCUCUGCAAUGUACUAUUGCACGUGUUCCUCGCACUGGCAAAUUCAAGUUGUUCUUUAUAGACAUCCUUGAGGUUUCGGGUGCUGAUUGGUAUGUUUUCUAUGUGCUAAGAAUUGGAAUAGAUAACUCAUGGAAAGAGAUAGCUAGAAAAGAAGCUCCUGAUGAGUGGUGUUUUUUAUGGAAACCACUUUAUAGUGGAGACAAUGAUCUUUACUGGAUAACAUUUGAUGAAGUGAUUGUGAUGGAUGUUGACAAGGAAAUUAUUAUACGAGAAUGUCCACUUCCCUUUACGUCGAUGUUUAGUGGUCCACUUUCAAUGCUUUUAUGGAUGGGAAAUCGCCUUUCUUGCAUUAAGAAUAAAGGUUUUUCUACAACGUAUCAAAUCUUCAUUUUGGAUUUUGAUACAGGAAAUUGGUCUCUUUAUCACGAAAUGGGACCUUUUGAUUAUGCUGCUGCUUGCGGCCGUGAGCUUAAAAUUAUGACUGUGGAAUUUCGUUUGUGGAUCGACGAUCAAAUUAUAUUUCAAGUAGCUUUAUGUGAAACAGGUAAAAGGAUAAAUUUUAGUUACAAUAUCAAGACCAGACAAUUGACAAAGAUCGAGGGCAUUGCUGAGGGUUAUUUUGAGGUAUGGCUACACACUAACAGUUUGGUUUCAUUGCCAAGUACUCCAACAUAGCUAUGUAUUUUGGUAUAAUAUAUGUAGUUCUCCCUCUGUUCCUACUUAUAAACAAAAAUGAGUCGAUAAAAAUUGAUGUAUUUGAUCUAAAAUUUAGAUUAAAUACAUCAAAUUUUGUUGAUCCUUGUUAUAAAUAAGCACAGAGGGAGUAGUAUUAUUUAUAUUUAAUUAUGUAUAUGUUAGUUAUGACCAAAAUGAAGGUGAAGUUUUAAGGGGUUUUUUUAAUUUAUUUCCUUAUCAAAGUUGGAUUAAGAAACAUUUGUUGGGUAUUUUUUUAGUUAGUCUUUCUUUUAUUGACAAACAACGACUAACUUGAAAUUGAGACAAAUUUUGUGCUGU
Messenger RNA from Cicer arietinum (chickpea), 1686 nucleotides. RefSeq lists its product as uncharacterized. Gene Ontology annotation, molecular function: protein binding. The record is from RefSeq and is a predicted model, not a curated record. NCBI's taxonomy places the organism in Eukaryota, Viridiplantae, Streptophyta, Magnoliopsida, Fabales, Fabaceae.